Hevea brasiliensis (rubber tree) is the source of this 2788-nucleotide messenger RNA. RefSeq names its product expansin-A16-like. The record is from RefSeq and is a predicted model, not a curated record. Gene Ontology annotation, cellular component: extracellular region. The transcript has 3 exons. Gene Ontology annotation, biological process: plant-type cell wall organization. Bases 1799 to 2638 code for a protein of 279 amino acids. NCBI's taxonomy places the organism in Eukaryota, Viridiplantae, Streptophyta, Magnoliopsida, Malpighiales, Euphorbiaceae.
UUAUUAACGUUUAUCAUAUGGAGACACUCAUAGCAACAAACCAAAUCUAAAAAUCCUAAUCUCUAAUGAUGAAUAUAAUCCUAAAUAUCAUUCAAAGAACAAAACAAAAUCCUAAUGAAGAUAACUAAGCUUUAAGCUGUGGUGCUUAUUUAUGAUGAGCACAAUAAUUUUUCAAAACAAUUGUAAAAAAGGAAUGGCUAAGGCCGGCAAAUAUAGUUCCAGCACAAUCUUCACUCGUUUCGUCAACUGAGCUGCAGCAUUCUGGAUCAACCGAAACCUUGUGAUUCCAAAUUGAUGCAAUUAUCUCACCAACACAUUUCUUUUCAACGUGGAAAUCUCCCAAGCAUUUUGCAACUUUAGAGGGAAUGGGUGGAAGUGCAAAACCUUGAGGUUCCUCAUCUUCAAACCCUUGCAACCAUGGCCGAGCUAGACCUUGAGGGAAAAAUGCAGCUGAGCAAAAAAGGUGAAGUAGCAGAAUAGCAAAUUGUUUCUUCAUCAUUGAUUUCUAGUUAAUCAAACUUCACUCUUAGAAGAUAAUAGAAUCGAAACAAAGCAUGACAGAAAAUGGGGAAUUUGAUAGCCUUAUAUAAUGACUAGAGGAUGAGUUCUAUUGCACUUGAUCUACAGUUUCAUUGGUCGGUAAUCACUCUUAUUAUCAUUAAUUAUUUCUAAUUCUUUUUGAUAUGGGAGACUUAAUUGAUGAGGAGAAAAGCUUUUUUUUUUUCAUUUUUAUUUGUUUGUUUUAAUAAAAAUCCAAUGCUUUGGAUAAUGAUAGGUAAACUACAACAAAACCUAAGAUUUAUAACCUUAACCUAACUUAGUUAAGUGGCUAAAGGCAUAUCAAUCAUCUGACAUAUCCAAGUUCGAGAGUUCUUAUUUCCCCAGAUCCCCUGCUAAAAAUACCAACCAACAGAUAUACAUACCGGCUUCAUUUCAGAUUUUCUGAUAAAAAGAGUUGGAAUGAGUUGAGAAUUAGAACAUACAAGGGCUAUCCAAUUCCACUAAUCACUUCUAACUCAAACCUCCCACUUGUUGAAAGUUAAUCAAAUCUCACUACAAAUCACUAAAUUGAAAUUCAACCAAACUUUUACCGAUUAUAAUAUGACUAUUAAAUUAUUGAAAUGUGCAAUUAACCAAAUUAAUGAAUAAAACAAAACUAUAUUGGGACCAAAUGACAUUAUUAUAAAAGGUUCUUUUAUUGUAUAAAAUGAAAAAUGAUCAGUUACUAUAUAUAAAAAUUAUUUUUGCUCUACCCAAAUCAUCUUUUAACAUAAGUUUUUAAUUGUUUACAUAUAUAUAAAUAUACACACACACGAGAAAAUUAUGUUUUACUAACAUUUUGAUGUUUGUUAAUGAAUUAUAAAGAAAAAAAAAAAAUUGAGAGAUAGAUAGAUAGAUAGACACUUGAGGCUGCUAUACAUGUCUAGCCAUAGCUCGGUGAAAAUGGAACGCGGGUUAUCAGGUUUCCCUCUAUGCCUUACAUUGUAUAGAAAUUAAAAGAAAGUGUGGUACUUGAAGAAUGAACAUUGCAAAAGCAAUAGAGCUUAAUUCUUUGUUAAAAAUGGAAGGCAAUUACGAAGCCAGAGCUUAGCUUACCCUACGUAAAGGCCUAAAUUCACUUAGAUCCUUUCAACAAAUGCCUUGACAAUAGAAACCCAUAACAAACACAAGCAAAAUCUAGCACUAUAAAUAUCAUAGCAUUGGCUGGGAAAAAAAAAAAAAUCUAACCCUCAAACAAAAAGAAGAGACAAGAAGAACCAAAGGCGAAGUGCCAGAAGUUGUCAUUGUGCCCUGCAGGAUGGCAUCGCCUUUGGGAGCCUUGUCUGCCACAUUAUUAUUGCUCUUAGCUAUUGCAUUGGCUAAUUGCGAAGCAAAAGCUAUGCACUCUGCUCUCCAUGCAGUUGGACGACACAGCCAACGUGUUCAACCUGUCAAACAUCACAAGCCAAAGUUCAAGCCGGGGCCUUGGAGCAAAGCUCAUGCCACCUUUUAUGAAGGUGGCACUGGAUCAUUUGGGGGAGCAUGUAACUAUAAAGACGUUGUAGGGGAAGGCUACGGCUUGAACACAGCAGCUCUAAGCGAAGUUUUGUUCAGGAAAGGGCAGACAUGUGGUGCUUGUUAUGAAAUUCAAUGUAUCGAUAACCCUAAAUGGUGCAAGAAAGGAUCUCUGUUUGUUACAGCAACCGAUCACUGCCCACCAAAUCCAUCUCUACCAAGUGACAAUGGAGGCUGGUGCAAUUCACCUCGUCAGCAUUUCGAUAUAGCCAAGCCCGUCUUCAACCAAAUCGCUGACUACACUGCUGGCAUUGUUCCUAUCCAAUACCGCAGGGUUCCUUGCCAGAAGAAAGGAGGAAUCAGGUUCACAAUAAUGGGGAAUCCAUGGUUCAAUCAGGUCAUAGUGUGGAAUGUUGGUGGAGCUGGAGAUGUUGUUAGUGUUCAAGUGAAGGGCAAUGACAAGCUUAGGUGGACUCAAAUGGAAAGAGACUGGGGUUCCACUUGGAAAACCAGUGCUCAUAUGGUUGGAGAGUCACUGACCUUCAGGGCUAGAGCAAGCGAUGGCAGAUGCUCAACUUCAUGGCAUGUUGCCCCUAAGAACUGGCAAUUUGGUCAGACAUACGAGGGCAAGAACUUCAAGUAGAGCAAUACAACAAAGCUGGGCAAUCUAUAUAUAUAUAAUAGAAACUCUGGUCUCCUUCCUAAUUGCUGAUUAUGGGUUUUGGAGGGAUUCUGCUAAUAGAAUUGUAACCAUUAGAAUUAUUUUAAUAUAUAACCUCUAACUUUUACUUCA